AUGGAGACCAAUCAACAAUCUUCGAUCUUUUAAUACAUUUUGAUUAUAUCAUUGUGCAUUGUUUUUUUGAUGUAUUUGAGAAGGAGAAUGUCAUCAACUGGUGAAUCAAUAUAAGUAUGGUUAUGAUUCGGCUACUUAAAGGAUAGAAUAUGGAGAAAAAUCGUGUUUGCUUAUUAGGAUAUGUUACACACUUUUGAUUAGGCUGAGAAAGAACUACUUAAGCAUACAUACCAUAACACAAUCUUUAAUAGCAAAGGUGUUAAUGUCUCAAAUGAUACACGCAAAGAAAGCAAGAAGAAAAGCUCCAAUGUAUAAUUCAAUUUGAACAAAAACGAAACUCUAUAUUAUUGA
Molecule: messenger RNA, 351 nt
Organism: Paramecium pentaurelia
Lineage: Eukaryota; Ciliophora; Oligohymenophorea; Peniculida; Parameciidae
Source: the annotation of a GenBank genome assembly